GUUAAGUUUGUUCUUUGGUUAUAUAAUCUGCGGUUGUACUUUAUCUACAAGUCUACAACCAUGGUUUUUGUUUUUGAAGCAUUAAAUACUUUUUAGUGUAGUUAAUAGUUAUCACUCUACUGACGUAUUUCUUGACACUUGUUUAAAGUUUAAAUCUUAAUUGUUAAAUCCUUAGCGUUGAGACUGAUAUUAAGUUGUCUAAUAAACUAUUAGGAUUAUUAGUAAUAAUUUAAUUUUUUUUUUGAACGUGGCUAUAAUGAAUUGACUGUGAACAGUCACAAUGGCGGAAAUGAUGGAGGUAACAGAGCCACAAACUUCUCCAUACGACAAAGAACUGGAAGAGAUUUUAAAACUUACCUGGGGUCAGCAGGUACGACAAGAUAUAUUCCAACGAUGGACUCAAGGCUUUUGUUUCAGUGAUGAUGAACCUACAGCCCUGGUGCAAUUUGAUGGUGGACCUUGUGCUGUAUUAGCACCGAUGCAGGCAUACAUAAUUAAACACAUUGUGAACAACAAAUCUAUAGACGAUGAUUGGAAAAAAGCCGAAGUUGAAGAACAAAACCAUCUUUUAUGUAAAGCCGCCUGUGAUAUCCUUUGCCAAGCAACAGCCGGUUGUGAUAUAUUGAAAUUUGUACAUAUUGAUGAUAAAGUUGUGUGCCUUGAACACAGUCAAUUUCAUUCUAUGCUUAAAGUAGAACAAGUUAAUAAGGAUAGUAUGGAAACUUUUAUUAACAACCAUAUUAGUUUUAUGCGUGAUACAUUUGGUAUUUUGUUAUUUUUGUAUACAGUCAUGCGAUCUAAGGGUUUAGUUAAAUUAAAAGAAGAAAUAUGUGAUUUAGGUGUAUCAUUGAUUGAUAAAGAAUUUGGCUAUGGUAGUCAAAGUUUAAUCAAUAUGAUGAUUACAGGACAAGCAGUUUGUAAUGUAUUUAAUAACGAUCAAGUAGUAGCUGGGUAUAAAUUGCAAGGUAUUGAAAAGCAAAGUGAAGUUGGGUUUAUGACUUUACUAGAACAUUUAAGAUAUUGUCAAGUUGGAUCUUAUUUAAAAAACCCAUGUAACCCAAUAUGGGUAUUGGGCAGCGAAACACACCUUACUGUUUUGUUUUCAUUUGACCAAAACCUGGUGCAUAAAGAAACACAAGUUGAUGUUGCUAGACGAACUUUUAAAUUGUUUGAUCAAGGUGGCAAUAAUUUCAUUAGUACUCAAAGUCUAAAGCCCUUGUUGGAAAAAUUAGACCUUGUAUCUGAUGAUGAAUAUGUAAAUUUAAUGUCUUCAAAAUUGGACUCUGAGGGACUAGGUAUCAUAUUAAUGCCAUCAUUUAUGGAAGAAUUCUUUUCCGAGCAAGAAACCAGAACUCCAGAUAUUUUCGUGGUAUUUCAUUACAAUGGACAGCCAAGAUCCAAUUCUAAUUCAAAGGUGACAUAUAUAGAAGGUAAUGCUAUUAUCCAGGAAUCUGAUGUUAUAUGCAUAUCCGAGGACAACAACUUGCAGUCUUGUUUACAAUCAAAGUGGCCAUACAUUGAAAUACAAUGGAAAGGAAAUAUAACACCUUCAAUUAACUAAAAUUAAAUGUUAUUUAAGUGUCAUUAUAUACAUAUAUAUAUUACUAAAUGUAUGGGUAGUUUAAUACUUUAAUUUAAAAAACUUAUAAGACUAUUAUUUAACCCUGAAAACUGUAACAUCGUUUUUACUGAAGUAGUAAAAUUGUAACACUAAAAACAUUUUCUAUAAUAUUCUGAUUAUUUAAGAUAAUUUAAAAAUUUUACUUUGCUAAAUUUGUCAUUACAUUGUUGGACACUAAACAUUAAUAUUUUUUCAAUUUUUUGAAAGCUUAUUUAAAACAAUAAAUAAUAGCUUGAAAUACAGAAUCCAAGUAUCUCAUAUUUAUAAAUAUUAUUACUAUGUACAUAUUAAAAAAAAAAAAAUACAUAUUUUAUGAUUUGA
Molecule: messenger RNA, 1942 nt
Organism: Aphis gossypii (cotton aphid)
Lineage: Eukaryota; Metazoa; Arthropoda; Insecta; Hemiptera; Aphididae
Product: ubiquitin carboxyl-terminal hydrolase MINDY-3 homolog
Exons: 8
Coding region: 281-1561 (426 amino acids)
Biological process (GO): protein K48-linked deubiquitination
Molecular function (GO): cysteine-type deubiquitinase activity; calcium ion binding; K48-linked deubiquitinase activity
Source: RefSeq, a predicted model, not a curated record